AUGUCAACUCGAAAAUUAAUGUACUCUACUAACACACAAAAAUGUCACUUUGUUUGUUGGACACCAAGAAAAACAGUGAUUUUUCUGGUAAAAAGGGACGAGCAGUUCAUAAAAGAUCUUCUUAUUCAACUGAAAGGGUUUUGGAGUGAAGCACAGGCUGGAAAAAUACCCACUUGGAACACACACCUUGACCAUCCCAAAGCACAGGCUCAGAAGAUUUGCAACCAGUCAACGGUCUUGACAACACUAACAUCCUGCAGAAGUGAAAAUGCCAUGGAACACAAAGAUUUUAAUAUGUUUUGGAAGUACGCUCAGGGGACGCCCACACGAAAGUGCCAAGGCUGCAGGAAACUGCAAGUCCUCUGCAGAGUUAAUCCUUGCCAAAAAAAGUUACAUUCAAAUCCCUCUUCACCAUCUUCCAGUAUCUUCCAAUCAUACACAUAUGGCUCUGGUCAAAUGGCAAAUUCCUGUUAUUUGGACACUUUUCUAGAAUCCAUUUAUCAUCCUUUCAUACGACAAAUAACACCGGAAAGAACACACUUUGAUCAUACCACUCCAGCUAUGGAUACACUUCUCGAAUCUAUUGUCCUCCGUGGACAAGGAAGUUUUCAUAGAAGUAAAAUGGUUCUCUGGACCUAUUUACACCAUCACACUUCUAAUGGAAGGACGACUUUUCCACUGGGCCAAAUGGCGGGAAUUUCCAACGUCUUUACUGCUCUGUGUUCAAACAUGUCACAACCAGAAAAGAAUGCUCUCUUCAUCACAGAUUCAGUCAACAUCAAAUGCAGAAAGUGUAACCAUUGCCGUAACAUAGUAAACACUCACAGUUCAUACUUCAUACACCACACUAAUAUAAACAUAAUGGAUAUAACAGAUUCUACAUAUGAUCCAGUGCAGGUUGCAGAAAAGGUACUCGUUCAGCAGGAUAUUCUCUGCUCACAAAGAGGUAUUUGUUUAAGAUCAAAUGAUGAUGGCUCUGUUUGUGGAGGUCAACUUUCCCACUCGUCUUCCGUGGUUAAUAAUCCCUUUCUUCUAGUGUUUGAGCUUGAUAAGGACGAAAACAGGCCCAUCCAGCCAGGACUGUCAAGUAAGCUCCACCUAAGGGUCAAGAAAGAUAAAUAUGACCUGGCAGCAAUUAUAUACCACCACAACUUUCAUUUCUGGUGCGAAGUAUUUGUUAGUGAAAAAAGGUACAGAGAGGGAUGGUUCUUGUACAAUGAUAUGUGGAACAAUGGCAAAGCUGAAUACGUUGGAAAACAUCCCCCAAGAAAAACGGCAUCAUACAUGCACAUGUUAGUGUUCGAAAGGUCUCAAGUUAACAUGACGACAUCAUGCUCGAAAGAUCACUCAGCAUCAUUAAAGAACAUCAUGUCCGUGGCCUUCCAAAGUAACAUCACUCCUAAUGCCAAGCAAGUAAAGCAGAAUUACAUUGACAUUUUCGCUCUAUAG
Messenger RNA from Porites lobata, 1449 nucleotides. Lineage: Eukaryota; Metazoa; Cnidaria; Anthozoa; Scleractinia; Poritidae. The record is from the annotation of a GenBank genome assembly.